CGCAUUAGUGACGUUGCUUGGCGAACAGGCAGGCAGGCAGGAAAGAUGUCGGCAUCAUCUUGGCUGCAUGGCCCGUCUGCUGGGCGUUUGACUGAAGGUUUCUUGUCGGUUCUAAAGGAGCAGCGCCCCGAGUAUUUACCCAGCCUACUGGACAGCUACCGAGAGCAUGGCGUGUUCCGCACGCAGGGCGCCAGCGCCGUCGGCGGACUCCUUGGGUUUAGCAACGCCAAACUGGCCUCCAGCAAGACCAAGUUUGAGGGAUUGUGUCUCCUCGCCAUGCUGGUUCAGGACAGUUCAUCUGAGCUGUUCCAGCAACACUGUCUCUCCUGGCUGCGGUCGCUGCAGCAAGUCAUACAGUCGCAGGCCCCCGUUCACACUAUCCAGCUGGCCGUGACCAUCUUGAAGGACUUGCUGCAGUAUUCGUCUCAGCUGGCAGAGCUGGCUCGAGAAGUGGGCCUCAACUGUGUCCUGGGCAUCCUCACAUCACUGCUGGGCCUGAAGACGGAGUGUGAGCUGGCAGCCAUGGAGGGCAUGACGGCGUGUAUGACCUACUACCCCCGAGCGUGCGGAUCCCUGCGGGACAAGCUGGGGGCCUACUUCCUCUCCAAAAUGGACAGCUCCAACAAGAAAAGCCAAGAGAUGGCUUGUCAGUGCUACGCCCGCCUCCCGUGCCUAGGUGGCCUGACGGACCGAGCGUCGGGCGCCAGCCGAGCCGACCGAUGGAGCGAUCAGGUUCACUGCUUGCUGGCCUCGGCCAAUGGCGCGCUGGCUCACCUUUACCGUGGUGCCGAAUCUGACAGGACGGCGCAGUACGAAGGUCCCGGGGUGGAGCUCGGCUUUCCUCCUCUCGACCAUUCGGAUGCCCUGCUGCCGCUGCAGCUCCAGCGCAGAUACACGGCCGUGUGUCUCGCACUCAAGCACACCCUCAGGGUGGAUCCGGCGUCGGCUGUGCGUCUGCCCGUCAGGCCCAUUCUCAACCUGGUGUGUCGAGCUCUCGCCGUCAGCGCCAAAAGCAUCAAUUUAACAGGCGACGGCAGCGUGAGGCUGCUGCUCCUGCCUGCUAUCCACACUUGCACACUUGAGGUCUUAUCUGCGCUCUUCACAGUCGUGCGGACCAGCAUGGUGCAGUAUGCUGCGGUGCUCCAGAGGCUCUUUUCCCAAACGCUGAGCGCAUGGACGCCUCCACCUGAAGCCAACCCUGGGCAGCAGAGAGCCUACAGUUCGGUGCGCGUGUCCGUGUAUAGAAGCCUGGAAGCGUGGGUGCAGGUGGCCGGAGCGUCUGCCGGUAUCCUUCAGGGUAGCUCCAGCCACACCGAGCUCCUUUUUGCCCACCUCCUCGGUGACAUCACGCCCGGGGCCGAGUCCAUCAAGCUUCGCGCGGGCUUGUCGGCCGACGUGGUUCCGGGAGGCAAACCGGGUCCUCGCAGGACCAAACCGUUGGUGAUGGCCGAUGCGGUCGUGCCCUCGCUCCAAAGGAAAGGUGACAGUUUGGCCAACCAGGAUACCUGCCUUUCAGCUCUCAGGGCACUAAGACAAAUCAUACUGACCAGCGGAACCCUCCUAAAGGAUGAUCUGCACAAGCGUCUCCAUGAGGUUCUGCUGCCGCUGUGCGUGCGCUUGCAGCAGCAACAGUCCAGCUGCAACGCCGCCUCCGAAUCUGCAGUGAGCGUCAGCGGGCAGUACGGUGGCGCCCUCACGCGGCGGGAACUCUACAGGUUGUUGCUGGCUCUCGUGCUGGUCCCGUCCCCCACGUGGCCUCCACCACUCACCUGCGCCGUGUCCAUUCUCAGCAAAGGACGCGUGGACCGCAACCUCAAGGUGUCUUCGUUCUGUAGCGAGGCGCUAACCAUGUGUAACGCCCUGGUCCACCCGCGCGCUCCCUCCAUUGCCAUCCCCUUACCACCCCUCACCCUAAAGGCCACGCCUUCGGCUCCUGUCCUGCCAUCUUCCCAGGGACCGACCCCCGGCCUCCCGUUGCCCACCCUCCUCGGAGGCCCCGGUUCCUCUGGGCCCUUCCCCGCUCGCCACUCGCUCGCUUUGUUGAGCUCCCUGGAAAACCACCUGUCUCUGGUUCCGGGCCACGCCUCGGGCGACGCCAUCUUGUCCCCGCACCCGCAGCACCAGCCUGAGACGGCAGGACUGGGGCCCCCCGACGGACAGAGACCCGUUUUUGUGCGCUACGAUAAAGAGGAAGCCGAAGAUGUGGAGAUCUCGCUAGCCAGUGACUCCGACGACAGUGUGGUCAUCGUUCCUCCGGGGAUGCUCGCCGCGGAGGUCCGCGAGCCUGUCGAGACUUCCGCGGCCCCGCCUCAGAACCCGGCCAGUGCCGCUGCUCCACCCGCAGGCGGUGCCCCCGAACCCAUGGCCUUGGCUCAGGCUGCCACCGAUGGGGUUUCCCUCCCCAAUGACUUGGCCACCUCCCCGCUUCCCACCGCCCCCGUGACCUCCUUUGCUCCUCCCGCCUCCUCGGUUGUCUCCCUUGUCCCGCCGGGUGGCUCGGGUGAGGGCGAGACACCGGCCGUCAGACCUCAGCUCCAGCAGAUGCUGAUGCAGCCCUCGGGCCCCGGAGCCCUGGGUCUGCCCCUCCAGAUGCAGCAGCUGCAGAAUCAGAUGGGCCCCCCACAAGGAAGGCUUCCCGCCUCCUCCAACAACGAAGACUCCGCCGUCAUCAACAUCAACAGCACGGACGACGAGGACGAAGAGGAAGACAUGGAGGAUGACGAAGAGCUGGAGGAAGAUGAGGACGAGGAGGAGGAAGUCAGCGAUUUUCCCGAGGGCGAGUUUUACGAGGGCGAGGAGUUUGACGAGUUUGAUGAGGAAGGAGAGGAGCUGGAGGAGGAGGAGGAAGAUGAGGAGGAGGACGAGGAGGAUGAGGAAGAAGAUGACGGGGGCGAAGAUGGGCCGAUGCCUCCAUUAGAGGGGGCGGAGGACAAGGCCAACGUGGGUGGCAUUGAGGAGGAGGAGGUGCGCCGGGCAGAAGUAGCGCCGGCCGCCUCGAGUGCGGACGGCGAAGCCGUGGGAGGCAUCCAGGAGAUCCAACUCAGCAGAGCCGACAUCGCCGACGAGCGUACCCGAGUGCAGGAGGUGGAGAGCAUCGGAGUCCUGGAGGGGGCCAGAGAGGACGAGGAGGAGGAGGAGGAGAGCGAGAGGAUGGACGACCCCACCAUGCCUCAGAUCUUGUGCGUGACUGGAGGCGCGCCAGAGGAGGGGGAGGAGCCGGCCAAGGCCGAGACGAAUGAAGUGGCGGCCUUUCGCCAUGAGCCGCCGGUCGCCGAGCUUCAUCCGCCACUACAGGAAGUGGCGCCGGGCCCGGUGCAGGAAGCGAGUGCCGGUGAUGACCAGCCGCCCGUCCUUCAAAACGAACUUCUGGCGGCCCCUCCUGAGGACAGCGGCCCACCGCCUUCGGAACCCGCUGCCUUGUUGGGCCCCGAAGAACGGCCCCAAGAGGAAGAAAAGGACAAAGACACACAGGGUGCUGGGAUGGAAAGUGAUGCGGAAGAGAGCGAAGGGGACGAAGGGAAAGGAGUUAAGCGCAAGAGAGACGAUGCACACAUGGACGAAGAGGCAGGACAAAGCACUGACAAGAAAAAGAUGCAUGAUGACGCCAUCGCCACCAUGUUGGCCGACUUUGUCCCCUGCCCUCCUGAUGACGACGAGGUUACAGCCUCCGGGUCAAACCCCUGACAAACUGAAACGAGGGCUUGCCAUGUUUGUGUGUGCUGUUGUGCGUCAGCUGUUCAUCCGUUAUGUUUCACAUGAACCGCUGUUGGAAAAUGAGACAUUUUUUGGACUGUGAGAGUGUCUAUCAAACUAAACUAGUGAGGCGGAGUUGUCCGAUUCAUGUACGAGAUCAGAAUUUUAAGCCUAAUUGCUACACAGACUAUGUGAAUAUUGUGCUGCGGUUAGUGACUUUUUUUGAGUUGAGGCUACUUUUAUGUUCCAUCACCAUCACUUGUCAUGCGUUUUGAUAUAAAAGAUUAAAAGCAUUGAAAAGAUGAA
Molecule: messenger RNA, 3999 nt
Organism: Hippocampus comes (tiger tail seahorse)
Lineage: Eukaryota; Metazoa; Chordata; Actinopteri; Syngnathiformes; Syngnathidae
Gene: pelp1
Product: proline, glutamate and leucine rich protein 1
Exons: 19
Coding region: 46-3684 (1212 amino acids)
Biological process (GO): rRNA processing
Cellular component (GO): nucleus
Source: RefSeq, a predicted model, not a curated record